Messenger RNA from Eremothecium sinecaudum, 384 nucleotides. RefSeq names its product mitochondrial 37S ribosomal protein mS41 (gene FYV4). The coding region runs from base 1 to 384 and encodes 127 amino acids. Lineage: Eukaryota; Fungi; Ascomycota; Saccharomycetes; Saccharomycetales; Saccharomycetaceae. The record is from RefSeq and is a predicted model, not a curated record. Gene Ontology annotation, cellular component: mitochondrion. The transcript has a single exon.
AUGCUUCAAGCGAGACUGCUGCACUGCUCGUCGCAGGUGCUACGGGUGGCUUCUGGUCCAAAUCGUCUAAUGCCAGCUCCUACAUCGGCUAUUCCUGACGUUAAUACAUUUCUUAAAGUUAUCGGGAGAAAAUGCGAUGAAUUCGCAGAAAACUAUAAUAAUGAAUGGAAGAACCUAUUCGAAUGGGACUCCGCUGCUCUAAAAGAGAAAGGUAUUCCUCCACAGCAGCGUAAGUACAUUCUUCGUCAAGUGGAACGGUUGCGCGCUGGUGAACCUGUGAUCGAAUUUAAGAAGGGCAAGAAAUCGUUCUUUGGUGGUGAGCGGAAGUAUAAAGAGCAGAAGGCCAAGUGGCUAGCUACAGAACGUAAGAACAACUCAUCGUGA